This is a messenger RNA of Scaptodrosophila lebanonensis, 1197 nucleotides long. RefSeq names its product gustatory and odorant receptor 21a (gene Gr21a). Gene Ontology annotation, cellular component: membrane. Gene Ontology annotation, biological process: sensory perception of taste. The record is from RefSeq and is a predicted model, not a curated record. NCBI's taxonomy places the organism in Eukaryota, Metazoa, Arthropoda, Insecta, Diptera, Drosophilidae.
AUGGCAUUCUGGGCUGCCACUCGCGGUCUGACACCACCCUCGAAGGUUCCGCCCAUGCUGAAUCCCAAUCAACGUCAAUUUCUCGAGGAUGAGCUGCGCUUUCGUAACAAAAUGCAGUUGCUCGCCGGCGAACCGAUUCACAACCUGGACGAUGUUUAUGUGCGCAAAGCGGAAGCAGUUGAUGAUCCCAACGAGUUGGAUAAACACGACUCCUUCUAUCACACAACCAAAAGUCUGUUGGUGCUCUUUCAAAUCAUGGGCGUCAUGCCCAUACAUCGCAAUCCGCCGAUAGACAACAUGCCACGCACUGGCUACUCCUGGCUGUCGAAGCAGGUCCUCUGGGCGGUCUCCAUCUAUACGUGUCAGACCACCAUUGUGGUGUUGGUGCUCCGCGAGCGUGUAAAAAAGUUCAUCAACAGUCCCGACAAGCGUUUCGAUGAGGCCAUCUACAAUGUCAUUUUCAUUAGCUUGCUGUUCACAAAUUUUCUGCUGCCCAUCGCUAGCUGGCGACAUGGACCCCAAGUGGCUAUUUUCAAGAACAUGUGGACGAACUAUCAAUACAAAUUCUUCAAGACCACCGGUUCGCCCAUUGUGUUUCCCAAUCUCUAUGUGCUGACCUAUAACCUGUGCAUAUUCUCCUGGCUACUCAGCAUCGCCAUCAACUUGUCGCAGUACUUUCUGCAGCCGGACUUCAAGUUGUGGUACACCUUUGCCUACUAUCCCAUCAUUGCAAUGCUCAAUUGUUUCUGCAGCCUGUGGUACAUCAAUUGUAAUGCCUUUGGCACGGCCAGUCGCGCCCUUGCUGAUGCUCUGGAGACCACAAUUCAGGGAAGUAAGCCGGCGCACAAACUAACCGAAUACCGACACCUCUGGGUCGACUUGAGUCACAUGAUGCAGCAGCUGGGACGCGCCUAUUCGAAUAUGUAUGGCAUGUAUUGUCUCGUCAUCUUCUUCACCACCAUCAUUGCUACCUAUGGCUCGAUCAGUGAGAUCAUCGAUCAUGGCGCCACCUACAAGGAAGUGGGUCUCUUUGUCAUCGUGUUCUACUGCAUGGGACUGCUCUACAUUAUUUGCAAUGAGGCGCACUAUGCUUCGCGCAAGGUCGGCUUGGAUUUUCAAACGAAACUGCUCAACAUUAAUCUCACGGCUGUGGACAUGCCACACAGAAGGAGGUGGAAAUGUUUUUGGUGGCCAUAG